Molecule: messenger RNA, 2364 nt
Organism: Cricetulus griseus (Chinese hamster)
Lineage: Eukaryota; Metazoa; Chordata; Mammalia; Rodentia; Cricetidae
Source: RefSeq, a predicted model, not a curated record
CCAGCCCUGGUAUGUUGACCUAAAGCUGAUGGGACAUAGAAAGAGGCAGGGCUCCUGGGUAAUGCAGCAUCAGAGAUAGGAAUUGCUUAUGUAACUGGGACAGCAGAUUAAGCAGAAGGAGAGGAGUCAGAGGCUGGGGAUGGGAGCAGUGAGCUGUCGGCAGGGGCAACACACCCGGGUAUCUGCUCCUCAAAAGGUAGGGUAUGGGGCUCUGGCUGCCUAUGGAUGGGAAUUGAAGGAGGUCUGGGCUAGAAGCCAGAAAGUGCCUAGUUAGCUUGUCAGUGGUAGCCAGUGUGGCAGUGUGAGCAUAGAUGCUAUUAUGUGAAUAACCCCACUCAGGCACAGGUUGUAUGCCUGAUUUGUCAUGAAGAAAACAUACAACUUAUCAAGAUUUUGAAUUAUGUUGAGGAAAUCUAGGUCAACAUCACAAAGCCUGGGAAUUUUCCUUCCCUCUGGAGCACUGGUUCUUAAUGGGUCAUGACCACUUUGGGGGUAGAACUGCCCUUUCACUGGGGUCACUUCGUGUAAUCUACAUUUCAGAUAUUUACAUUGUAAUCUGUAACAGCAAAAUUAAAGUUAUUACAUAGCAAUGAAAUAAUUUUACGUUAUUUAAAUAACGUAAAUUGUUGUGGUAAUAAGUUUACCACAACAUGAACUGUAUAAAAGGGUCUCAGCAUUAGGAUGGUAGAAAACCACUGCUUUGGAGGUUAAGACUUCUGGGUGGCAGUGACACACACCUUUAAUCCCAGCACUUAGGAGGCAGAGGCUGGUGGAUCUCUGUGGGUUCAAGGCCAGCCUGGUCUACAGAGUAAGUUCCAGGAGAGCCUGCAAAGUCACAGAGAAACCCUGUCUCUAAAAACCAAAAAGAAAGAAAAACUAACCCUGCAGUACCUCAUUGAGUAGAUUUAGAAUGGCUCCCUUCUCAGCAGGGUGGCAACAUCCAGGGUCCCUGGGCGAAAGGCUGGAAGAGCUUCUGGUGUGGUAUGGGGACCAUCAGGUCAGGUCUGGAAGAACUAUGGGUACUUCAGAGGCAUCAGGAGCCCCUCCAGCCAGUCCCUCUGCCACUAGAGAAGCCGCUGUCUGAGUGGCCAGUGCCUCAGUUCAUCAGCCUCUUUCUACCAGAGUUUCCCAUGAGGCCUGUUAGGGGGCAGCAGGAGCUGAAGAUUUUAGGCCUUGUGGCUAAAGGCUCUUUUGGAACUGUCCUGAAAGUGCUAGAUUGUGCCCAAAAAGCUGUGUUUGCAGUGAAGGUGAUGCCCAAAAUCAAAGUCCUACAGCGGGAUACCCUGAGGCAGUGCAAAGAGGAGGUUAGCAUCCAGCGACAGAUGAACCAUCCUUUUGUACACAGCUUGGGGGACAGCUGGCAGGGAAGGCGACACCUCUUCAUUAAUUUCUGGUGCUUUGCAGUGUGUAACUACUGCUGCAUGGAUCUCUAUUCCCUGUGGUCUGCUGUUGGUGGUUUUCCAGAGGCUUCUAUCCGUCUCUUUGCAGCUGAACUGGUCCUUGUGCUGUGCUAUCUCCAUGACUUGGGUAUCAUCCAUCGGGAUGUAAAGAUGGAGAAUAUUCUUCUGGAUGAGCGAGGCCACCUGAAACUGACAGACUUUGGUCUGUCUCGACGCCUAUCCCAGGGAGCACGAGCCUAUACUAUCUGUGGUACUCUUCAGUAUAUGGCCCCAGAGGUCCUAAGUGGUGGGCCUUACAACCACACUGCUGACUGGUGGUCCCUGGGAGUGCUGCUUUUCUCUCUGACAACUGGCAAGUUCCCAGUGGCUGCAGAGAGAGAUCAUGUGACCAUGCUGGCAAGUGUGACCCACUGUAAAUCUGAGAUGCCAGCUUCUAUCACUCAGGAGCUCUCACUCCUGCUUCAUGAGCUCUUAUGCCAGAACCCUCUGCACCGUCUACGUUAUCUGCAUCAUUUCCAGGUACACCCUUUCUUUCGGGGUGUGCCCUUUGACCCUGAGCUCCUAAAGAAGCAGCCAGUGAACCUUGUCAUGGACACACAAUACACCAGUGGGCUGGAAUCCGUGCCCUUCAAGGACUUUGACUGUGACCUGGAGUCCUGGGUCCACUCCAUCUCUGCUGAUUCCCUACUGUAGAUUGGAGCCCAGCUGGGAACCUGAGGAUCCCUACUACCAGCUCAGUACCACCACCAUGAGGACCCAGCUUUUCCUUGUUUGUCCCUUACUAUUCUGUUGUAGGUAUUGGAGCAGUUUAAGUCUUUGGCAUUCUGCAACUGAUAGCCAAAACUGCCCCUGAUGCUUUCCUAUCAUACAACCCACCUUUCAAUCGCAGGCCAAGGCAGUGACCUCUAUUUCACUUCUCCAGUACUUUCACUUAAGUUCCCAAACAAAGGCUUCUUAAACUUUA